Molecule: messenger RNA, 3156 nt
Organism: Chinchilla lanigera (long-tailed chinchilla)
Lineage: Eukaryota; Metazoa; Chordata; Mammalia; Rodentia; Chinchillidae
Gene: Ntmt2
Product: methyltransferase like 11B
Exons: 4
Coding region: 101-952 (283 amino acids)
Biological process (GO): N-terminal protein amino acid methylation
Cellular component (GO): cytoplasm
Molecular function (GO): N-terminal protein N-methyltransferase activity
Source: RefSeq, a predicted model, not a curated record
AAUGACAGUCUCAAGUUCUUUUAGGAAGAGAAGGCUAAUUCAAAGAAACAGCCAUACAAGCUUCUUUUCUUUGCAGGAAUAAUUAUUAGCCCCCUUUACCAUGGCCCACCUGGGAGCCCAUUUUGCCUUUAGAUCCCGCUGGCAGAAAACCGACGAUGAACUCUGUCGACAUAGCAUGUCCUUUAUCCUGCACAGAGCCAUUCGAAAUGACUUCUUUCAGUGCUAUCUCUACCUGCUGGAAAAAAUUCCCUUGGUAAAAUUAUAUGCUUUAACAAGCCAAGUCGUCAAUGGUGAGAUGCAGUUCUAUGCCAGAGCCAAACUUUUCUACCAAGAAGUGCCAGCCACAGAAGAAGGCAUGAUGGGAAAUUUCAUUGAACUAUCCCGCCCAGAUAUCCAGGCCUCUCGAGAAUUUCUUAGGAAAUUUGUUGGGGGCCCUGGGAGAACAGGAACUGACUGCGCCCUGGACUGCGGCUCUGGGAUAGGAAGGGUCAGCAAGCAUGUUUUGCUGCCAGUUUUCGACAGAGUGGAACUGGUUGAUAUGAUGGAGUCUUUCCUACUUGAAGCCCAGAACUACCUGCAGAGCAAGCUGGACAAGGUUGAAGGUUACCACUGCUACAGCCUGCAGGAAUUCACACCUCCCUUCGGGAGAUACGAUGUCAUCUGGAUUCAGUGGGUGUCGGGGUACUUAACUGAUAAGGACCUGCUUGCAUUUCUUUCCCGGUGCCGAGAUGGCCUGAAAGAAAAUGGCAUCAUCAUACUGAAGGACAAUGUGGCACGGGAGGGCUGUGUCUUCGACCUCUCUGACAGCAGUGUGACUCGGGACAUGGACAUCCUCAGGACCCUCAUUAGGAAGAGUGGACUGUUGGUGCUGGAUCAGGAAAAGCAACAGGGCUUUCCAGAGCAGUGUAUUCCUGUGUGGAUGUUUGCGCUGCACCGUGAUAGACUCUCCUGAGUAAUGGUGAGAGUGGACAGCUGGAUGGGGCAGUGGUGCAUUGGGACAGGAUACCUCCUCCAAGGUGCCUCUUGAAAUGCAGACAGGGAUGGAGAGAAGGGAAGGGAUACAAUGCAUGUGGGGAAAUGAUUGAUGAUGUAUGUACAGGAUUUGUGUGAUGAACUAAUGUGCACAGGAUAUCCACACCCUUGGAAGUGCACACUCUAUAAUACUCUGCAUUUUCUAAAAGAUGGAGUGAAACAUCUGGAAGAAUGCUUUGUGAAAAUGCCUGUAGAACUGAAAAAAGGGAUAACACAUAAUUAAAAAGAUUUUACAUAGCAAAGGAAACAAUUGAUAGAGUGAAGAGGCAACCUACCAAAGGGGAGAAAAUUUUGUUCAGCUAUUCAUCUGACAGAAGAUAAAUAUAACUCAAAAAAUUUUACACCAAAAGAUGAAGAAAUCCUACUCAAUAAAUGGGCAAGUGAGCUGAACAAGUUUUUCUCAAAUGAAGAACAAAUACACAAUAUAUACGUGAAAAAAUGCUCAAUAUCUUUAUCCAUCAGGGAAAUACAAAUGAAAAGUACAUUAAAAUUCCAUCUUACUGUACUCAGAAUGACCAUUAUGAAGAAAACAAAAUAACAAAUGCUGGAAAGGAUUCAGGGAAAAAAGGAACCCUUAUACCUUGUUGGUGGGAAUGUACUCUACUAUAGCCUCUCUGUAAAACAGUAGGAAGGUUGCUCAAAACACUAAAAAUAGAACCAUAUACCCACUCCUGGACAUAUACCUGAAGGAUCAAAACCAACAUCCCUGAGAGAUACCUACUAUCUAUGUAUACUUUGGCAUUAUUCACAAUGGCCAAGUCAUGGAAGCAGCCUAGAUGCAAAUCAAAGAAUGACUGGAUAAAGAAAAUCUAGUAUAUAUACACAAUGGGGGUAUUCUUCAGCCAUAAUGAAAAAUAAAAUCAUGUCACUUGUAGGAAAAUAGGUGGAACUAGAGGACAUCAUGUUAGGCAAAAUAAAUCAGACUCAGAAAGACAAGUAUUGCCAUGUUUCUCUCGUAUGUAGAACCUAGCAGGGGAAAACUGACAUGAAAGCAGAAGAGAGAAUAUUAAGGAAGGGGAAGGGGAAGUGGAUUUCUUGGAGAGGGAUGGACAUAGGGUAAUAGGGAGGUAGAUAUGAUUGAAAUAUAUUACUGGCAUGUAUGAAAAUGUCAAAAUAAACCACUAUAUUAUUCAAUUUAAUAUAUGCUAAUAAUAAUAAAGAAACAAAUUUCUUUUGUACACCUGAACUAUACAAGUGUGCAUGGAAAGGAAAAGAACACACAUCCUAAACUGUCUUAGUCACUGACACUUUGUGCUGUCCGGUAGUCCAGGAUAGAUGAAGAAAAUCUAGACCACUUUGAUGUCUUUAUGUCAUUUUCAUUAGCUUCCUCUCCCUGUCGUGCUAUUACUUCUCUUGAACAAGCAUCUUUCCCUAAUGAAGAGUGCACUCAUCAAAUGAGCUUGUAGAAACAAGCUUAGUAACUUUGUCUUAUCCUUUCUCUUGGGGAAAAAUUACAUGAUUUUCCUUUAUAUUUGGGGUCCAUUUUACUAACCAGUGAUGUAAUAUGGAUGUAAUUUGGUAACAGAAGGCUGAAUUUCAGCGGUGGGAAGUAUCUUCUUCCAGGAGAAACAUGCUGCAUUCUGAGGUUUCAGCCUUGAACUUCUAAGGAAAUGACACUGAUAAUCUAAUUUUAACCACUGACUUCAGCACUGCCUGUGCCACAGCUACUCCUGGAUCCUUGAUUGAAUGAAUGUAUGUUAUUAGAAAGGGAUUCACCAAAGGAAAUGGGCAAGGAAGUGAUGAACUGAAAAUUGAACCAGCUGGAUUAAUAUAAGGACUGGUUUAAUUAAAAAUAAAGUACUACUCUGCCAUAAAAGAGGAUGAACUUCAGUCAUUUGAAAUAAAAUGGAUGCAUCUUGAGACCCCAGUAUUAACUGAAAUAAAUCAGAUCUACAAGCUUAAAUAUCACAUGAUUUCUCUUAUAUGAGAAGCCCAAAGCAAUUUAAAGAGCAAAAUGAAAGAUAGCUAAUAGGAAACACAGAGACAGAUCUUUUUCAAGAGACAGACAGAGAGGGCAUGGAGGGUUGGGGAAAGGAAUGAAAAAAUGUUUAUGAUGUGUUUGUGUAUGUACCAACUCCCCACGAUGAAUGUAUUCUUUAUGUACUGCAAAUAUGUACUAAUAAA